GAUUUUAAAAAUGGCAACCUCCGAGCAAAGUCCGCGGGCAAAAAAAGAGAAAAGAUUACAAAAAUACAGAAGGGCAUGGGAAAAUAACUACCAAUGGCUGGAAUGUGUGAGAGAGAAUGUGUACAAGGCCAACUGCACCGUCUGCCACCGGGUUUUCUCUAUUAGUCACGGCGGAAUUUGUGACAUCAAACAGCACGCAUCGGGAGAAAAUCACAGGAGGAGCGAGAGGCUGCGGAGGACACGGGGAGAUGGAGCAUUCUCAAAGUACCUUGUCCGCCAGGCGUCUCCAGAGGCUGAUAUGGAAGUUGGCAACCCUACUGGAGGGUUCGAGGAGGCAUCCCUCACCAGCAACAGUGAGGCUGCAAAUAGUUACAGUGAAGUGACCGUCACUCUCUUCAGUGAGGAACCCCACACCAGCCAGAGCCAGGCAGCCCACACCAGCCAGAGUCAGGAGACACAUGAGGGUGACCCUCCUCAGGUGUCCCUCUCUGUGUCAUCAAAAAGGCGUAGGAGUGACAGAGGUGACUCUCACCUGACGGCCUUCGAACGGGAGGUGGUGAGUGCCAUAAGGCAAUGUACCCCCGCUGCAGAGGACCGGGACGAAAUGUUCCUCCGCAGCCUAUUGCCCCAGCUACAGUCCCUGACCCCAAGGAGGAAGGAGGUGGUGAAAUUCAAAAUUCACCAAAUUAUUUUUGAGGCCCAGUGUAGUCAAUAUCAGGAAGAGGCACAGCUGACAAGCCAGUAA
This is a messenger RNA of Megalops cyprinoides (Indo-Pacific tarpon), 745 nucleotides long. RefSeq lists its product as uncharacterized. NCBI's taxonomy places the organism in Eukaryota, Metazoa, Chordata, Actinopteri, Elopiformes, Megalopidae. Bases 11 to 745 code for a protein of 244 amino acids. Gene Ontology annotation, molecular function: DNA binding. The transcript is spliced from 2 exons. The record is from RefSeq and is a predicted model, not a curated record.